Paralichthys olivaceus (Japanese flounder) is the source of this 1859-nucleotide messenger RNA. Lineage: Eukaryota; Metazoa; Chordata; Actinopteri; Pleuronectiformes; Paralichthyidae. The record is from RefSeq and is a predicted model, not a curated record.
AUGUGCAGGAAGAGCUCCCCCUACAGGACCUUGGAGCCAGUGUGCCCCCCAGUGGUGCCCAACGAUUAUGCGUCCAGCCCCACCAGAAACAAUAUGGCCCCUGGGCAGCUUCCCAGUCCGGCUCGCACCGCCACCCUCAACCAUCGACCCCGAACCUGCAGUGGCAGCAGUGGCGGCAGUCACCUCAGCAGCAGCAGUCGAAGCAGCAGCAGAGAAAACAGCGGCAGCGGCUGUGUGGGCGUUCCCAUCGCUGUGCCGACGCCCUCCCCACCCUCCACCUUUCCAGUUUCUCCAACAACUGGACCAGCUAGCUCCUCCUCCACCGCUCCUAACUCCUCCCCGUCCCCAACUCCGUCCUCCUUCUCCUCUUCUUCCUCCUCCACCACAACCCUCACACAACCCAACGCACCCCUGCAGCCAAACUCCCCCUCACGACCUGUUGACUCCCCUCCUCAGUCAAACGCACCCUCCACCCCUCCACCCCUCUCUAACUCCUCGUCUGAGCUCCAGUCAGACGCUCUACCUGGAGAAGUCUCUCCUCUUCUUCCUCCUGCCCCUCCUCCUCCUCUCUCCUCCUCCUCACCUGCUGAAGGACCGAUUGUCCCUCAGUUCUACAGCAUGAACCGACCUCAGCCACGACAGCAGACUCCACAGGUGGGCGGGUCGCUGCCAUACCGCCGCCCCCCCUCUGUGACAGACCAGCCAAUCAUAACAGAGAACCACGUCAACGGUGGUCCCUAUUACAACCAAAGCCCAGCCUCCCCCCCGCCUCCAUCACUCCUCCAGUUCACCCCUCAGCUGCCUCUCAUGGGGUUUGUUGCUCGAGUUCAGGAGUCCAUUUCAGACGCCCCUCCCCCUCCUCAGGCUGCUGCUGAGGAGCCCCUGCCGACUCCUCAGCCAGUGGAAGACGGACAUGAAGAGGACUCAGCAGUGGUGGAGUACAGCGACCCGUACACUGAAGAAGACCCUCCGUGGGCCCCCAGAACCUACCUGGAGAAAGUGGUGGCCAUCUAUGACUACACAGCUGACAAGGAGGACGAGCUAUCGUUCCAGGAAGGAGGGAUCAUCUACGUGGUCAAGAAGAAUGAGGACGGGUGGUUCGAAGGGGUGAUGAAUGCGACCACCGGCCUCUUCCCCGGAAACUACGUGGAGUCCAUCAUGCACUACGCUGACUGAGGAGAGAGAAGACGAGCGUCUGUGUUGUCUUGUUCAGUCCUGAAGAUCCUGAACUGAGCAGACGGACGUUUGUGAAAAGAAAAGUCAUAUUUUGUUGUCAGUCUGCGUCAGAAUCAGAUUCCAGCUCCUGUAAGUGACACUGAACAUGUUCUGCUACGUCCACGUCUCUUCAGAGGAUGUUCGCUCUGAUCUGACCUGCAGUCGUCUCGUUGGAACACAGAGAAGCAUCAACUUAAUGCUGUUAGAAGUUUAGUUAUUAAAUUGAGUUUUAUUGUGUUCACAAGAAAUUCAUUCAGAGAAGGUGUCGCACCAACAUUGAUUUUCUUGUGUUAGCAUUAGCUGUUAGUAGAAAUUCAGUAUCAGACGUUCUGUCUGUUCUCUGCUUCUAUCCCUUCUGUACCUCCUCUGAGGUUAGCAUGCUAACCAGCUAGCUGCUGUGUCUAAUCCCAGAGCUUCAAACACAGAUGGAGGGGAAGCUAUGCAAAAUACACGUUUGCACUCAACACUGAAACCCGACGUUUCUGUUUGGCUCAAAACACUUUGAAUUUCCCGCCUCUGGCCUUUUUCACCUUUUUUCCUGUUGAGCUGUAGCAGAGCGGGAGUCUGAGUUUCUGCUGCAGCUUCUUCAUUUCAGCAUUUAAAAGCUGCUGCUACACGGAUACAUCACGCCAACCCUACACCCA